UGAUCACCGGGGGUUCCGUUGUUCUUGCUCCAUCGCUCCAUGGAACAGCUGGCAAACUUCCUAGCGUUGGCUCGGAAGUUGCGUGCGACUGGCGACAAGUCCUACAGUUCGGAAUUGGUGAAGCUCGCAGAGGCGAAUGAUGGCACCGAAGAUCCACUGAGUGAGGAGGCGUGCUGCGAGAUUGCGAUGGGCUUUCGGAGCCAGAGAGCAUCGAUCCGAAAGGAGUGCAAAGCAACUUUGGAGAAGGUCAUGUACAACCUUGGUGAGGCCCGUUUUGCGGGUGUCCAGAAUGCACUUCUUCGUAUGGUCGCAGGGGACCACUUCAGCUGGUCUCGUUUGAUCGCCCUGGAACUCUGCGACUGGCCCGGAAAGCCCGAGGCAUGUCUUCGAUUGCUGGAAGCGGACGAGCUUACAUUGAAGCGAGCCGCGCUCGAGGCCAUGAUUCCCCAUGCAGAAAAUCCCGAGUACGCCCCAAAGCUGAAGCAGGCGGCGUUGCGCUAUGUGGCCAUCGGCCAAGAUCCCUCGCUGCGGGUGCCGGCAGCGGAAGUUCUGCGAAGCUCCAGAAGUUUCGAAGGAAGGGAUGCCAUGCUCCAGCUGUUACAGGACCCGGAGGGCUGUUCCUCAGAACUACUGCAGGUGGCCAUCAAAGGUCUUGCUGAACUGGACCGUGGCCCAGAUGAGGCUGGUGAUAGCGAGGCCCAUGAGGCGAAACUCUGCGGAGCACUUGGACCGCUGCUGGAGCAUGGCAGUGCCUCUGUGAGAGAGGAUGCUGCCUAUGCCUUGGCAGAUGUUGGACAUCAGGGUCCAAAUGGCCUUGCCGUCGCUGCCUUGACAAAACGGCCUGUGUGGCCGGAAACCCAUGCAACUGUUUUGGAGGCCAAAAGUACAGCUCUGAAUUCCAUAGGAUACUGAGCCUAUUUGGUGCUAAAAUGAAGAAGAUGGAUUCUGGAUCAAGGCAUUUUGGG
Messenger RNA from Cladocopium goreaui, 965 nucleotides. The record is from the annotation of a GenBank genome assembly. NCBI's taxonomy places the organism in Eukaryota, Dinophyceae, Suessiales, Symbiodiniaceae.